Messenger RNA from Pseudomassariella vexata, 2460 nucleotides. RefSeq lists its product as uncharacterized. The record is from RefSeq and is a predicted model, not a curated record. Bases 76 to 1989 code for a protein of 637 amino acids. The transcript has a single exon. Lineage: Eukaryota; Fungi; Ascomycota; Sordariomycetes; Amphisphaeriales; Pseudomassariaceae.
CGUGAAUUCCAUCGUCACUGAAUUUUCGCUGAAUUUCUUCGCCAUCACAACACCACCCCCGGAGUCCACACGACCAUGGCUUCUGAACUCGCGGGGUUCGUCUUGGACGACGGUCACCACCACAUGAUCCGUAAGUUUCUGUUGCACAACCGCUACUCGCGAAGCCAAUCGAGCGAGCAGCGCUACCAGGUUCACCUGCGUGUCUUAUUGGAGGCCACCGUUUUCUUCGCCGCGUUCUGGCUUAGACCCAACUUCUGGACGCUUCUGGAAAGCAUUGUCGACUUCCCCAAGGUAGAGAAUCCCGUCUAUACUAUUGAGGAUGUUGUCGAGAAAUUCAGCGAGGGACGUCGCGACUACCUCCGCAAGAAACACGGUUUCGACAGUCCGGGAAAUCAAAUGGCUGCCGACAUUGAACAUGCGCGGCUGGCCUUGCUUGACCAGCGACCCAACAAGGCGCUACCAACCACCCCGCAUGCGCUUCUAGCCGACAAGUUCAUCCGAAGCAAACUGUUUCCUGGUGAAGUUCCCGUGGGUCGAACCUGGCAGGAACUGAUGCACAGUUGGCCAUUGAAACUGUCAGAGGUACUCAACGCCGAGAAGGCACGGUUGACGGUGAGCGCAGACAAGGCUGCUUCCGCUAAUGCAAACACUGCUCCUUCUGCCGAUGCAAUAUUCGUUUCAUCCGGCAAUCCAGCCAUUACCUCCUUUGGAAAUUCGACUAAUGCACCUUCAAUCGAUGGAAACAACCAUAGUGUCAAGCUCGAGAACCCAUCUCGCGGCGCCAGGACCAAUACACCCUACGCCAUGGCGAACAAAGCUCUCUACGGCAAUUUCAAUUACGUCAAUGCGAAAAACAGCGCUCCUCCGAAUAAUGGGAUCAUCGGUCCUUACGAAAAUGUGAGCAAUGCUCCCGGUAUGGAUGGAACCAACGGCGGCCCCAACAACGCAGCUAGCGAUCUAUUCGGCGGUACGACUAAUUACCACACGAUCAACACUACUCAGGGUAAUAUGCUGAACCAUCUUCGGGGCAACGCAAGCAAUGUCCGCCACGGAAAUAGAACCUACGGUGGUUACCAUCGCACGUAUAGCAUGCCCCCGAAUCCCAAUGGCAACAUGGCCAGCUUCUAUGCGUUCGGCGCUGCUCACGGCCAAGGGACGAGCGCUCCACAUGGUAAUGCAAACAACGCUCCUUCCCGCGGUGGCAUGGAUGCUCCUUCUAGCAGUGAAAUCCAUUCUUCCUCUGGCAAUGGUCGCAAUGCCUCUUCUAGCACUGGGAUGGACGCCCUUGUCGGCAAUAAAGGAGAGGAUCUGCAGAUAAUGCACGUAUUCAACAAACGGAAGGCUCCCCGCGAAGUACAGAAGGAACAGCCGUCUCGAGUCAAACGACGAAUCGUUCGUACCCCGGAGCAGCGCCACAAUGAUCCUGAAAACGCGUCGAUGGGCUCGAACAACAUGGCAUUGGUCAAGCGCGAAUCCAGCGAGCCAGGAAGCAGCAGCGGAAACAACAACAGAGAAACGGCCGCCAUUCCUCUCAGCCCCGACCAAGAUUCAACCGCGAUCAGACUGGCCAACCAGGAAGCCACCAUCAAGACCCUCCAGGAGGAACUCCGACAAAUGCAAGAAACGGUCAAGGCAUCCACAGAGGCACGAGAGGCCUCUAGAAACGACGCGAUUCUGAACAGCAUCCGCGAGCAGAUGAACAGCUUCAGGCUGGAGUACGCACCCGCAGCCGCACCGCGAUCCAACACAAUCGAGAUUGCCCUCCCGGUGGGAAGCGAGCACCUCGAGUACCUCAAGUGCCGAGACGCGAAGCAGUUCCUUGGAGGUGUCGACGAUGAGAUUGGAAAGGUCCGAUCGGUGCUUGUGGCUAAGAUCAAAGCACAGGGCGAUACGGACGAGUCGUUGGCGAAGGCUCAAUAUUUAUACAAUGUUGUCCAUUACCUUGAGGUCGCGAUGGAGCAGGCGAAGAAGGGUGUCAGGGAGCUGUAAUAUGGGCUGUGGAUGCCGUGAUGGAGAUGGCGGAAAAGCAAUAUUUCCAGAAGAUUGUCAGAUUGUCACUUGACGAAGUGAUGGGAAUGACAAAGAAGGGUGUUCAGGAAUGGGAUCUUGCAUUCUGUACAACACCAUCGACACGAAAAGAAGGCAAGUAAGGUGUCCAGGAGUUUUGAGACGAGUUCUUCAUAACAUGAUGAAGAACUAAAGCCAGGGCGUUCAGGAAUAGUGCCAUGUGUUUGUUCUUCCCAACAAUAUGAACAACACAAACAAAGGUGUCCAGGAACCGUACACAUAUGAGUUUUGUAAGGCAGGGACAUUCAGGGAUGGCAGCUAUGUGGCUUCGGAAGAGGAGUUGAGGGUGGAUAUACCGAUUGAGUUGCUGCUUUGGUCGCAUUUGUCAUGAAUAGUGUUCCGACUGAUCAUUGGAGUUGAGGUAGUUAGCAGACAGCUAAUAGGGUAUGGAGC